CCCAUUCCCAAGCACAGUAGGACACUCAACCAAUCACGAGGUCUUUUGACAUUUCCGACCACGUCGUCCGUUCACCUGAUGUGAAGUCCAGUGAUUCACCCAGGGUGGAUAAGAGGCGGGGUCUCGCCUGUUGGCAACGUCCACCACUCCUCUUCCCUCUCCCGCAAGAUUAGCACCUACAGAGCCUCCCCCAGGUCCCUCUCAGAUAUCUUCCCACUUACCCCGAUCAUCACUCUACAAGUCCACCACUCCAACAUGAAGGUUCUCCCCUACCUCCUGGUCGGCGCCUACGCGACCACCGCUCUCGCUAUCGUUUACCCAAAUGCUGAGGCUGAGGCCCAGGCCGAGGCUGAGUGCGGGUCCUUGGGUUUGAUGAGAGUUGAUCCUGCCGACCUUCCGGAGGGAGUCACUCUUGCGGAUGUCCGCAAGUGCAGAGAACAUCCCCUGGGAUACCUCUCAACCCCUGGUGCAUUUGACUAUCGUCGUUACUUGCCUAGAUGGAUGUUUUAAGGGCUGAUUGUCUUGGACUGGAUCGCACAGAUGAAGUAUGGUGUCAAGAGG
Aspergillus sclerotioniger CBS 115572 is the source of this 561-nucleotide messenger RNA. RefSeq lists its product as uncharacterized. Bases 256 to 510 code for a protein of 84 amino acids. The transcript has a single exon. The record is from RefSeq and is a predicted model, not a curated record. Lineage: Eukaryota; Fungi; Ascomycota; Eurotiomycetes; Eurotiales; Aspergillaceae.